AUGACAUUUUUCAAGACCUUUCUCCUGGCGACAGCCCUAUCGAUCACGUCAAGCGCUGCGGAAACCGAAUGCCCAUCAGGAUGGCUCCUAAAGAUGUACAAAGGCACAAAGUGCUGUCCCGGAAACAUGCUCAUCGACAAAGAAGGCCCGUACUGCUGUGUCUACGAUAUGAGACCUUUUCGAGAAGCACUCAAGGCACUCACAUACACAGCGGAACUUCACGCUACCGCGACAAUGACGGACGAGACUGACUGGUCCACAUUCAGAAGUACUUGUUUCGCCGAGGUCCGCUUCACGGCCACCGACUAUUCGGCCCAGGUCUCGUCAGCGUCGAGCAGAGCUGAAGCUACUCCCAUAGAUAGUUCAACACAUGAGGUCACCUCUACGAGUGAGGGCACCUCUACCAUUCGGGCCACCUCCAUGAGUCAGGUCACCCCCAUGAGUCAGGUCACCUCCACAACUACCACGGGUUCUUCGGCUAGCUCUGGUACAGGGUUGCAGACUUCUUCUUCCACUCCGACUUCAAACCCGGCUAUGCCACAUGCUACUGGGCAGGGUGUGCUUGGUGGUGCGGCACUUGCUGCUGCCCUUUUCAUGUUAUGA
This is a messenger RNA of Penicillium robsamsonii, 603 nucleotides long. RefSeq lists its product as uncharacterized. The record is from RefSeq and is a predicted model, not a curated record. NCBI's taxonomy places the organism in Eukaryota, Fungi, Ascomycota, Eurotiomycetes, Eurotiales, Aspergillaceae. Bases 1 to 603 code for a protein of 200 amino acids. The transcript has a single exon.